AUGACCACCGAAACUCAGCAACUAAAUGAAACAGAUAUUGGGAAAGAUGCGAAUUUCCUUAUUAUGGAGUUAAACAAAGGGUUACAAUCUGUUAACUUGGGCGAGCAAUGUAAAGCUAUCGCACAGUUCCCGAAUUUGCUUGAGAAAUAUCCUUUUCCCAUCGUGGUCAAUUCCAUCUUUUUGAAGAUCACACAAAUUUUCUGUGAUGGAACCAACUAUCUUCGACUGUGCGUUCUCCGAGCUUGCAGAACUUGUCAAGCUCAUUUGGAAAAGCUCACUGUUUGUGAUGAUAUUGUGAGAAAACUUCGCCCUUUCACAGAGAGCAACGAUCCUGUCACUCGCGCUCUGACGUUACGUCUGUUCGGCACCCUCUGUCAAAUUACCCGUGAGCAUAUUGGGGUGCAUCAUGCUAUUCUCAAGCAAAUUGAAUCGCAUUAUAUGGUGGAGGCAGACGCUGCUAUUUGGUCUAGUCACCAGCUGGCUCCUAUCUCCAGUGCAUUUGCUGUCAGUCUAUGCCCCAUCCUUUGCAAGUUGUUGGGCAGUCUGUCCACGGAAGUGGAAGUGAAGUUGAAGUUGUUGCGCCUAGGCAAGCAUAUGCAUCACGAUGUGCAAAUUGCGGAACAGAUGCGUAGCUGCCUGGUCGAAAUGCUCACAGUGUAUGGUACAGUUGAAUUUGUCACAAACAUUCUGGACACAUUAACCAUUCUCGAAUCGGCUGCUCCAUUGCAUACAUCGGAACAGUUAGAUCUUUUACUCGGAUAUCUGUCAGACGAAAGGUCCAUUGUCCGUCAGAAAGCACUACGGGACCUUGGAACUUUGGCGCGUAAUGUGCCACAUUACUGGGAUCGGAAGCAUGUGACCAGACUCUGCCUGCAUUAUAUGUCAUCAACUCAAGCUCCUGUCGAACAAGAAGAGGUGUUUCGAGUAUUCUACUAUCUCGCAUGUUCCUCUCAAGCAAUGGACUUGUUUGAAUCUGGUCUAGAAGAUUCAGACUGCGUCAGGGGCGCUCUUCUCACCUUUCAAGCAACACGAGUGACGUUGAAGGCUAUGCAGUUGGCUUGCAAGCUUACUCUACUUCAAACUGCAUCCGACCUACCGUCCGAAUGUGUUCUUCCACCUGGUCAGUUGAUCUGUCUCUUAUUCGCUCAGUUUCUGUCGAAAUCAUCCUCGUGUUCGGAUAAUGCGGAGUCGCCUUCUGAGAAUGGACCCUGGUUUUUGACUUCCACCGAUAUCUCUCCUGAAGAACUUCGGCAUACCUACUCGUUAUUGGUUCAAUUCUUCAGUGCUUUCCCUGAAUACGCACCCAAUCUCUAUAAAUUGAGGCUGACUGACUUCGUCCAAUUAGAUGGUGGUCCUCGUGGCGGCAUUUUGUGCGAAUUUCUCAGCACUCUGAAAACUCGCUUGCCUUCGCUAUUCUGUGAUAAAGCACCAACAUUUCUGGCGCAGCUUUGCAAUCGAGUAUCGGAGAACAAUAACGGUACGAGCGAUGUUGGUUCCAUCCUGUCUGCCAGCGGCCUAUUGUUUCAACUGAGCGAGCGUUCUAUGUUAUCGGCGAAGGAUCAGGAAUCAUUCCUUUUGGCCGUUGCUCACUGCGUUUCGCGACGAGGAGCUUCUUCAUCUCAGCUACCCACGUGGCUCGCCUAUCAGUUGGCUCGACAAGCAAAUCGCUUUGGCCAACAUGAUCUUGCUGCCAGGAUUUACACGAAUCUCGUCCCGUUGACCCUAACGGAACGAACGAACUACUGGCUUGUGGGCUUGUCCGAAUUCAGUCGUGCGGAGGCUCAGCUCAUUACUUUAUGUCGACAUAUCGCGGAGGAAAACGAGAUCACUCACGUUCUGGACUCCAAAUUUCAACUUUGGGUGGAUGAUCUAAUCGAAGGACUUCGUAAUGCAGCUGAUUCUUUGUUGAAAGCCCGCACGUCACUUUUGUGUGUCGGUGGUCCGGACAAUCGCUGGUUCCAAGCGGAAUACGUUGGAAUUCGUAGCAGUCUUUGUUUGAGUCUGGCCGAACUCUGCAUAAGCGCCAACUUUUUCACACACGUAGGUGUGCGGUCAUUUGCUGGCGAGGAGACCACUGGCAACAGCAGUUCACAGCCCACUCCCAAGCCCCUUCAUGGUACUCCUGUUUGGGUAAAACGCCAGUUGUCCAUGUGGUGUGAUCUUGAUGGGCGUCUCGCAUCACUGCGGGCUCAGUGUCUAGACGCCGACCAAACGACACACACACAUUUGAUCGCUAUAAACCAGUUGGUCGGCUUCUUCAUCCGCCUGCUUGAAUCUAUUGAUUCAGUCUACAAAUCUGACAACUGCCAACUUUUGCUUCCUUAUGUUGGCCUACCGGCUCAGUCACCUCGAGCCGACCCUUUCAUUACUGUUUUGCCAGACCUUCACAAAAUUGCACAACUUCAUUCGAAGUCCAGUCCAAACCCGCCAUCCAAAUUUGCUUGGAUACCACUUCUUGUUCUCCGCGUUGCACAGGUGGCCUCACACUGGCCACGAUUUUUCUUUCAGCGACUUCAGACGACAAACGUACGCCUGGUUCUUCUCCCCAAGGCUGGCAGUGGUCCAGACGAUGUGCUGACCAUCAACAAUGAGGUGGGACACAUGGUGCAAGUAAUGGGUGUUGUGCAGCAGCGCAGUCGAUUGCCAAACAAUCAAGUUGCAUGUCGUGUAACGGCAGUCCAAGUUGAACUCACUGUCAUGGAGGCGACUACAGAAGGUCAUAAUCGAUUGAUUCGGCAACAUUGUAGUGGAAAUCGGCCUGAGCUCGUAUUCUUCGCGCAAAGGUCUGCCCAACUCCAGCGUGAUUACUUUCAUUGUGAAUUCUGUGUCCGCUUCCAUGGUCACGCGCAUCCAAAGACUGGCACAUCUCAACAGCAGAGACCACCAGAUAAACUCUACUCCAUCAGAGCGAUUCCGAUACUCUUGGACGCCUCGGGUGCACGCUGGCGCCUCACCCGGGCAUCGGGUGCGCCGAAGGAAACAGCACUUGUUCGCGUGGAAACAUUGCACAGUAAUCAGACUGGCAUCCUCCCUUCCUCCACAAUCCAAAUGGAACAAUCGGAUACCAACACCCCCAUCAGCGCCAGUUAAUCUAUGUACAAUAAGGGAACAGAUUUGUGUUUUCUAUCAUGUAUAUUUUGAUGAACAACCUUUCCCUUGCCCAUCCAUUUCGUUUACUUUCCAUGCCGUAGAGCAGCGUUUUCAAUUUUUGUAUAUUGUAAGGCUUAGACAUAUCACAUGGAAA
Messenger RNA from Opisthorchis viverrini, 3244 nucleotides. RefSeq lists its product as hypothetical. The record is from RefSeq and is a predicted model, not a curated record. The transcript is spliced from 16 exons. Gene Ontology annotation, biological process: snRNA 3'-end processing. The coding region runs from base 1 to 3090 and encodes 1029 amino acids. NCBI's taxonomy places the organism in Eukaryota, Metazoa, Platyhelminthes, Trematoda, Opisthorchiida, Opisthorchiidae. Gene Ontology annotation, cellular component: integrator complex.